This is a messenger RNA of Mya arenaria, 6049 nucleotides long. RefSeq lists its product as uncharacterized. The transcript is spliced from 37 exons. Bases 462 to 5879 code for a protein of 1805 amino acids. The record is from RefSeq and is a predicted model, not a curated record. Lineage: Eukaryota; Metazoa; Mollusca; Bivalvia; Myida; Myidae.
AAAUUGGAUCCAAGCAGUGUGAUUCCAGCGUAAAUGGUACAACAUGUCUUCAAAUUCAAGGAAGUUUGCUAACUCAUUGUGAAGUUGGUAUCGAAGAGAAUGGACAGUGCACCAGAGUACUUGGGCAUGACUGCGAGCUGAACAGCGAGGCGUGCAAACUGGUUCAAAAUGCCGAAUGCAAUAGUUCAUAUCAGUGCAGCUGCAGAAAUGGAUUUAGCGAAAAUUAUACUUCAGAUAGUUGCUCUCCUGUUCUCGGGAUGAAUUGCAUCGAAGAAUAAGAUUGCCUGGUCCAUCUUGAAGACUCAACAUGCGCGGAUAAUUCAAGGUGCUCCUGCAAACAGGGAUUUGUGGAAGUGGGCGCAGAGUGUAUUUCACAAGAACUAGUUGACAGAGGAUGUUAUGCUAGCGUGCACCAACUAACGGAUUUGAACAGGCGAUCACCAAAUUAUAGUCUGGGUUCGAUGGAAACACCGAUACGGGAUGAUCUACUGCCAGAGGGUUGGUACAUGCUAGGAGCAUAUAUAAUUAGCUCUUCGGCUCAUCUUCCUGCCGGACUGUCUGGAAUCUGUGGAACAAAGUACCCAAUCUCUCUCAAAGAAUCGCUUACCGUAGACGACUUAGUAGUUCUUGAUUCUGGCGAAGAAUUGCAAACACAAGCGGUAGUCGCCGAUCUGGUAGCAGAGUAUAUCGUUCAAGAAAUAGAUGUUAAACUGCGGCGUUGUAGCAAGAAUUAUCAACUUCACUUUCCAUCACUCGCUUUUGCUUUUUCGGCAUUUUGUUUAGGUACUGGCUUUAACUCCUCUGUUGAAUCUGGAGACAGAUGGGCUGAAGUCGUCCCAGAGUUGUUCUACACCCGAGAGUAUGACUCUGAAACACAGGAGGAGAUGUCAAUUCCACAUCUGUAUUUUAAAUGCUAUGCUUUCGAUCAUUAUUACAACUCCUACCGAAAUGAUCUAUAUUGUUAUGGCUGCGAUCGAUACUACUAUUCUGAAAAUGACGCCUUGUACUACUCGAUAAAUUGGUAUGUUAAUGGAAAACAUUGCAAGUCCUUUGGUCCCUAUCGAAGGUACAUGCUGGAAUAUACAGACUUGAACGAGACAACAUUACAGACUGAGUGUGGACAAUCAACUGUUGGAUUUAAUAUCCAAUGUUCUUAUUCGUGGCUAGAAACACCCUUUGGACAAAACUCUGCUCCGAUCUUCAGUGAGAUCGAACAAACAGGAUUUCAUUCGUGGGCAAUCAACACUGUAUCAGAAGGAACGCACAUGAUGAUGAACACUUACUGGACACCAUUAGGAUGUAGAACGCCAUCAUCAACCACAGAUACCACGUGUUUGGUCGAAUGGGAGCUUGCAGACAGUAGCGUUUGUCCUUUCCCUGCACAAGAAGAUGAGCAUACUUUGUGUGGGGUUGCGGUUUAUGGCCUUACCGAAUUUGGACUUAACCAGUACGGUUCAUGGCAAAAUGCAGUCAACGAACAUAUUCUGGCAAACUGGGACUGGACAGGAGUUUCAUCGAAUGUUGAAACAUCUGGUUUAAAGUUGUUGCUAGACUAUACUGGUUAUGAAAAUAGCAAUAUUUAUAAGAUUCACUUUCAACCAAUUCAGACACAUCAUAGCAUUUGGGACAGAUAUGCUAUUCCGGAUGUGUUGGUUGAAGCGUACAAUGGAGAUUUGCAAAUUCUGGAAAUGAUUCAUCUAUUUGUUGAUGAAAACGAGGGAGCGACAACACUUUCAAAAACUUCAUCAUCGGGGAGGAGGAUAGUCCUUCCUAUCUCCGACACCGGGGAGUUUUUGUUUCUGAAGAGCAAUAACUAUCUUGUGGAGGUACAUAUUAAAUUGGAAAGCAGUAAUCAGAACAGCGAGGUCAGACUUUGUGCUGUGACUGUGAGAAACGGCAAUGAAAUUUUCACUGUUGAUUUAUGCGAAUCCGUGUAUCGAAAAGGAUUUUUAUACGUCGACCGAUUGGAAAAUGGCAUAUUGAAAACAGCGUAUUCUUUUAAUGAAACAAAUCUUUACACGAAUCGAUAUAGGUGGUGGAAUAUGGAGCCUCAAACGCUACAUGACAGUGAUGCAAUUUGGCUUUUGAACGGAGUGAGUUUGACCAUUAGGCGAAAUGGCAAGACUUUAGAGGCCAUAUUCAAGGAUUCCCCUGGCCGUGAGAGGUUUAUCGAAAUGGAUGGCAUUGGUGCGAUAAUGUAUAAGCAGUACCGGUUUAAUGACGGGACAUAUAGAACAGAAAAUGGCGGCUUUGUUGAAAGCUGGAGAAUUCAGUACACUGAAAGUCUUCUCAAUCCGAAUAACCAUGUUUCCUACGCAAAAACUGAAACCUACUACCAGUGCCGAUGCCCUCUGGUUUCUGAAGUUCCAAAAGAAGAAACUAUAACUGUCGAACACUCAGAUAAUGAAUACUCCAACUACUACGGCCCUGUUGGUCCAGCAGGAUAUUACUAUGAUAAUAUACAGCACACUGAGAAAUUCACUGGUGUUGUUAAAUGUGACCUGUUAACAGAAUGCCAGGAAGACACCCUAGGAUUGGAUUGGCCAAAAUCACAUUUUGCAGUAGAGGUUGUUGAGCAACUUGCUGUUUCUGCGGAUGCUGCUGGUCUCACAUGCACUUUUACAACAUUACCGGAACGGAUGCACAAAGUAGAAUGUUUUAUUGGUGAUUCGUCAGUGUUUGACCAAGAAAUGGACCCUGCAGAACCGUUCCUGGAAUUGGAUGAUAUAUUUACUACGUCUGGGAGUGCCUGUGAUUUAGACAAAGAGAUAACAUGUUCCGUGACAAUCUACAGUUCAGACGGAUCAACUCAGCAGGGUCCAACUUUUUAUAGUCCACCUCUUUUGCUGUCAGAAAGGGAAAAAAUACAGGGACCAUUUGCAGACGUGUGUGUUAUCGAUGGAAAAUGUUACCACGAACUUGACGCAAAUCCCUCUGAUGGAGCGUACCUGUGCUAUCCAUAUCUUGAUUUUCAAACGUGGAUAUUGAAUCUAACUUUAACUAGAGCACCUGGGGAUAUUUGUAUACCUGGAUUUGGACACUGCGAAACGAUACCUGGAGAAGCCUUCUGUGACGUUGAUUCCCACGUCUGUUUAUGUUCUGACACGUUUGAAGAGAUCAAUGCAACAUGUACACAAAUAGGAUGUGUCAAUGACACUGAUAUUUGCAUGGAGAUUUUGUAUAGCCAGUGCAAUGGUGGUGUGUGUGUGUGUGAGCCGUGGACAGACCUCAACAACGUCAAUGGCCAGUGUGAAGCGAAACGCGCGGGAAGUGAAUGUGAACAUACUUCCGAGUGCGACCAUAUUAACGGGGCCAUAUGUGUCGAUAGAAAAUGUUCGUGUUUAGAUCAGUUUAAGGAAAUCGACUUCGGAUGUGUGCCAAAAGUUCCUGGCGACGAGUGUGAACCUGGCGGAGACCACUGUAUGAACAUCGACUCUGCCUUCUGUAACAUUGACACGCACCAAUGUUCUUGUGAUGAUUUACACCAGCUUGGAAACGACAAAUGCGUUUUGAUUCCGUGUUCAUUCACGGACAGUGUUGCCUGUGAAGGAAUUACCAACGGAAUUUGCACGAAUAGCAUGUGUUCUUGUUUAAGUUCAGCAUACAUCGAUCAAGAAACUGGACAAUGCAAAAAUAGAGAGUUAGGUGAUGAUUGCGCAAAGGACGAGCAUUGUAGUGGCAUGACUGGAGGGAAAUGCGGCCAAGUCAACCAAACACUUCACUGUGUUUGUAACGAACAAUACAAAGAAAAUGAAAAUGGUUGUAGUCCAAAAGAGCCAGGAGACAGUUGCGUUCUUAAUGAAAAUCACUGCAGCUUGAUAAGUGGACAGGUGUUUUGUAAAUCAGAAACCGAGGUAUGCACGUGUGCUGAUACAUUUGCUGAUGACAAUGGUCGGUGUGUUUCAAAAGCAUGCAGCUCAUCAGCUGAAUGUUCGCAUAAUGCAGAGUGUAAGAACGAUAUUUGUUCUUGCUUUGUAACAGCGGAUUUAAACUCUCAAACUGGAACAUGUGAGCAAAAAGUACAUGGUAGUCAAUGCAGUUCAGACGAAGAGUGUGCUCAUAUUGAGGGUGCAAAGUGUGAUCAGGCAACGCCUCGUGUGUGCAUAUGCGACGAUCGUUAUGCAACGAUGGAUGGAAACUGUGUACUUAAAGAACAAGGAAAGCUAUACCUCUAUACAACAGAAAUUAUUGUUUCCCAAACACUUGAUGAUGACCAACAUACAGCCUUGUUUAGAUGCGAUUACAGCAUUGAUUAUGGAUUUUAUUAUCAAGUAAAAUGGUUUAUAAAUGACAACAAAAUACAUGCAACAGAUAUUGUUAGUUCCACCAAUGCAUCAGUUUCCUCAAUCCUGGAAGAUAUGGAGCUGCAUUCAUUAAGUCCUGAUGCAUUCCAGUUUGAUUCAAAGAUUAAGUGUUCCGUCACUGCUUUCAAUGACAGUGGUAACAAUGAAUUAAAGACAGUGACAAGUUCUUCUUUAACUUUGUUUGAGGUUUCAACAACAAAAUUGAUUUUUAAUCGUGGACGAACAGUGACUUUUUCCAUCAUUCAAAAUGUGCCAUUCGGAUGCGGCUCAAACAAUCGUGUUCAAUGUUCGCUCCAAUACAUUGUUUACGACCCAGAUGAUUCUUACGACUGCACUGAUGCUACUCUCGCAGUUCUACAUUCUGAUACAUGUGGAGGACGCAUAGAUGGUGUAACAGUUGAUGACAGAAGAACAAACGUGUGGACUAAGCAAGUUGUUAACAUUACGGUAGUUGUAAAGAACAACGAUCAAUACAAACUAAAAAACCGUUUUGCGUUGACCCUUAAAACUCUUCCUAAGGGGAAUGCAAAACCAUUUUGGACAGGGAUGUCGACUGGCAUAGAGGUAGACGUUCAGGAAAACGCUAUUUCGAGAGAACCACAUUGCUAUUCCCAUGUUGACCCGCACCAUGGAACCUUUGAUAACUUUCAUUUUGAGAAUCAGAACACUGGCGAAUUCAUCUUGAUGAAUCACACGAGACUGCCCAUAAUUGUACAAAUGGUGACCGAACCUUGCGGACAAUGGGGUGCAAUUCCAACAUGCGCUUGUGCCGUUACUAUGAAAUCGGGAGGAGAUAUAUUUACCUUAAACCACUGUGGUGGUCAUGUGACGAAAUACUUAUCUAAUUUAGACGGAACAUUGAAGGUGUACAGAGAACGAUCGACAAAUUAUAAGGUUAUUUUCAACACUGGAAUGAUUGUUUCAAUCUAUGUAAUGCCAUGGGGCAAAUACGUCUUAAAUAUUGACAUAUACCCUUCACCCGACGAUUUUGGACAAGUGGAAGGUUUAUGUGGUAAUUUCAACGGCGACCCGAGUGAUGACCUUGUUUACAGAGACACCGGUGAUUUGUGGGUACCAACUGACUCCAGUGACCGGGUCUGGUCUUGGGCUGUAUAUCCAGAUACUUUCUCGUUUUCUUGGGAGCUUAAAGACAGACCUGACGAUAGUCUUCUCAGCGAAAACAAUUAUUUGACCCCUUCACUUUGGAACCCUGAGACUAAGUAUUGCGUUUGUCCUGACGCUGCAAAUGGAAACUAUGACUCCAUAUGUACCCUCCACUCUGACGACUCCUGCAAAACGCCGAUAGUACGAAAGGGUGAAAUUAUUUCUCGUGAGGCUUCUGACGGAAGGCGAAAAAAUAGAAAUAAACGUUCAAAAUCAGCAAACAAUAGAAUAAAUAAAAGAUUGCAAAGAAUGCGGAGGCAGUGGAGAGAAACAUUUGACAAUGUCCAGAGAAUGAAGAGAAGCACAAGUCUUGGUACAAACAUGACGACAGAAGAAGCGGUUCAGUUUUGCACGAGUGCAUUUGUGGACUGCCCAACAGCCAUUUCUACAACGAAACAGAAGCGGGAUUAAACAAAACAAUCCAAGAAUGUGCAGCGGAUGUGUUGUCGACCGGACAGAGCCAAUGGGUUGUUUAUCACUGUGACGCCACUACGCAAAAUUUUGAAAUGACAAUAGAGAAAAACGAAACUUUCGUUAACACUUACCCCGACAUAGUAUUUGCUGUAAGGAACAAUUCCUGC